CCAACGGUACCGGCAUAUGAGCCGCUCCUCUUUUCUCUGCACAUACUAAACCAGGCUGGACGUCCAGUGCAUGUUCAAAACAAAACCUUCAGAACACAGAACGCUUAAUAUACACAUCCAAUACUUGAAGAUUCAGAAAGUUUAAUGUCGGGCAUUAAUAGGCAGAUAAAUCAUAUGAUGGAGACGGAGAUCCACGUGCCGGUAGGCUCACCGACGAUAAGAAAAUUUCAGAUAUUCGUUGACGAGCACAAUGUGACGGAAGGGGCGAUGAAGCUGAUUAAAGAGCUCAGACCGGGCUGGGACCCGAACCUGAUCCGCACUAAGCUUUUCACAGAUGGCACCACCAACAAGCUGGUGGGCUGUUAUGUGGAGGAUUGCGUAGAGGACGUGGUUCUGGUCCGGGUGUACGGCAACAAGACAGAGCUGAUCGUGGACCGGGAUAAUGAACUGAAGAGCUUUCAGGUUCUGCACGCCAACGGUUGUGCACCCAGACUUUACUGCACCUUCCAGAAUGGCAUCUGCUACGAGUUCAUGCAAGGACGUGCUCUGGAUACCCAAGACGUCAGGGACCCCGUGCUGCUCAGACUGAUCGCCCGUGAAAUGGCUCGCAUUCACGCCAUCCAUGCACACAACGGAUGCAUCCCCAAACCCAACCUGUGGAUCAAAAUGCGCAAGUACUUCUCACUAGUGGCCACAGAGUUCACAGAGCAAGCCUCCAACAUCAGAAUUCAGCAGGAAGUGCCCAGCCAGGAAGUGCUGGAGCAGGAAAUGAUGUGGAUGAAGGAGCACCUGUCUCAGCUGGGCUCUCCUGUAGUGCUCUGUCACAAUGACCUGCUCUGCAAGAACAUCAUUCACAAUGCAAAAGAAGGUCAUGUUCGAUUCAUCGAUUAUGAAUACUCAAGUUACAAUUACCAAGCAUUUGACAUUGGAAACCAUUUCAAUGAAUUUGCAGGAAUGAGUGAACCAGACUAUAACCUGUACCCCAGUCGAGAGAUGCAGCUGGACUGGUUGCAAACGUACCUUCAGGCCUACAAGCUCUUCACCAAGAAAGGUGAAGAGGUGAGCGAGCGUGAACUGGAGACGCUCUACGUACAAGUCAACAAAUUUGCUCUGGCUUCUCAUUUCUUCUGGGGUUUCUGGGCCCUGAUCCAGGCCAAGUACUCCACCAUCGAGUUUGACUUCCUCGGCUAUGCAGUGCUACGAUUCAAUCAGUACUUCAAGACCAAACCUGCAGUAAUGGCCCUGGAGAUUCCCAAAUGAUUCUUCAAGACUGAGAGGACAUCGCUGCUAUCGGUUGGCCUCAUCUUUGACCAUCUGACCACUGAUUCAGAGGCUUUUCCGGUCAGGGGAGGGAAUAGGGUACUAUAGGGGGUGAGCACUAAGACCUCUUUUGAUUGGUUGGCAACUUGUCUACCAAAUCAUACCUCCACAAAUUCUUGAUUCCUUCUCAUUUCUCUUUGGGAUUUCACUCCUAGUUGAUCAAGUUUCCCAAGAAGUGAGUGCAUUUUUAUGUUUUAAAUACAAUUUAUUUAUUAACUGUUAUGGGGCACUUAAUUUGCACCAAAGUAGUCUGUUCUUGAAGCCGACUAUGGGAUUUCUUUUGUCAUAGGUUUUGCAGUGUGAGAGCUAUAGCAAACUUAUGCAGAAUGAUUUGCUGUGAAGGAGGCCUGUAGUGAUGUUUAUGUUGAUACUGCAGGUGAAAAUCUCGGCCUGUGGCUUCAUAAUGCUUUUGUCAAACGGAUGUGGCCCACCGCUUCCUAUUGCAAUGACCAAAACUCCCUUAAGAGGAACACUCCUUCUUUUGUAAAUAGGCUAAUUUUAUUAGUCCUCUAGAGUUAAACAGCUUUACCAUUUUUAAUGCAUUCAUCCGAUCUCCGGUAGCACUUUUAGCUUAGCUUAGCAUAAAUCAUUGGAUCUGAUUAGACCAUUAGCAUCUCGCCCCAAAACGAAAGGUUUUUGAUUGUUUUCCUAUUUAAAGCUUGACUCUUCUGUAGUUAGAUCGUGUACUGAGACCAACAGAAAUUAAAAGGUUGCUAUUUUUUAUAUUUUCAGGUGCUGAUUAAUAGCAUUGCACCUGCUGCUGCCAUGUUACAGCGUCAAAAUAUAGUUCCUAGAAAUAUUGACUUGGAAAAUGGCAAGCUUUUUAUUUUUCUGUUGGUCUUCUGUACAGAAGUUAAGAUUUAAAUGGGAACAUUAUCAAUGACAUUUUUUAAAUGCUAAUGGUCUAAUCUGAUUUAAUGAUUUAUGCUAAGCUAAGCUAAAAGAGCUCCCGCUAGUCCCAGAGAUUGACUUCAUGGAUUUAAAAUUGGUAAAACUCAACUGUUUAACUCUGUUAGUGACUUGUAAAAUAAGCCUUUUUCCAAAAACGUGACAUGUUCCUGCUUUUCGAUUUCUCUCACAGCUCUGUAAUCUAAAGUUUCUAAUACAAAGUGUCCAGUUUAGAGCCAAUCAGUGGUAACUCAAGAACUAGAAAGAUACUAUGGUCAAAAUCCUGCACUAUUACGCACUUGAGCAAAUGACUAUUAGUCCACUGUAAGCCACUUUGGAUGAACGGCAAGUAACCAAGUAACCAUUUAAUCUGACCUCCCUCCCAACAUUCCCAAGAUGUCGAGACCCUAGAGCAUCUAGGACCAUGUUUCCGCCUGUUUAGCCUUUAUGGUUGCGACUUUUGUUGAAUUUUCCACUCAUCACACACAGGCUGCGGAACAUUACCACCUGCUUCAUCUCUCACUCUUGACCUGAAUGCGUCUGCAUCACCUGGCAGAGCUUAAACAGAGAUUUGAAAGUUA
Danio aesculapii is the source of this 2789-nucleotide messenger RNA. It is a transcript of the gene etnk2, whose product is annotated as ethanolamine kinase 2. The record is from RefSeq and is a predicted model, not a curated record. NCBI's taxonomy places the organism in Eukaryota, Metazoa, Chordata, Actinopteri, Cypriniformes, Danionidae. Gene Ontology annotation, molecular function: ethanolamine kinase activity. The transcript has 8 exons. The coding region runs from base 145 to 1260 and encodes 371 amino acids. Gene Ontology annotation, cellular component: cytoplasm. Gene Ontology annotation, biological process: phosphatidylethanolamine biosynthetic process.